UAACUGACCGCUGUUUUCCCGCAGGCGACGGUGGUGGUGGCGGCGGGGGGCCUGGCGCUUGCUCGGCCGUCCAAGAAUCCCAGCGAUGCCGAGGAGCCCGCAACAGCCCCGCAGCUGCAGGGCAAACUUGUGUCCAAGUUCCUCGGGAGGGACAAGGGGUCAUCCUCCCCGCCCCCCGCUGAGGCCGACGACUCUCCAGGGCAGGAACCUACAGAGACGCAGCCUGCGACAACGGAACAAACAGUUGAAGUACAGGAAGCGCCAACAGAGGAGAAGAGUGGCGCAGCUCCUGCUGUGGAGGGAGAUUCCACUCCUCAAGAAUCAGCCGCUACUGAGGACGCUGCUGCGGGAGUCGAGGAGAGCAAGUCCACACCUGGCACGAACGAGGGGGCGGCGGAGGAACCCCAAGGCGACGCCUCCAACAACGAACCCACCCAAGCCGAGGCUUCUGACCAAUCCACAACCGAAGGAGAUGCGUCGGAUACAAGAUCGCCAAAGAGUAUAGACCAGGGAGAUGCUAUCCAAUCACAAACAGCACCCGAAGAUAAGAAAGCCGAUGGAGAGGAAAAUAAGACGGCUGAAAGCGACAAGGAGGCGGUGAACGACACUGAAAAUACAGCUGAAGGAAGUAGACCGAUGGCCGAGGAAGCUGCAAGCACGACCAACGAUGGAAGUGAAACGACUGGCGAGGAGAAAGCAACAGGAAACAAAGCGGCAACGGCUGGAGAUCUCGUUACAGCUGAAAAUUCGGAAACAGACGAUGGAAGUGAUGGUGAGUCUGCAGAGACAAAGGAUGAGGAAAAUCUAUCUACUGGUGAAAAGGCAGAUAAAGAUAAAGACCUCGACGAGGACCACGACGACGAUGAUGAUGCCACUGAUAUGAACGGAAAGAAAGAGGAAAGUGAGAAUGAUACGGCUCAAGGAGCAGCGGCGGGUUCAUCCUCAGCAGCAGCAGAGACUCAAGGUUCAGACGACAGGCCGCAGAGGAACGCUGGCCCGCACCCUGACCUCGCGGAUGGCCAAAAAGUCGAAGCUGAAACUGAGGGACAUUCAGGGACAGAAUCAGAGCCCGAAAGUGAACCGGAACCAGAGAUUGAACCAGAACAUAAGGCAGAACCAGAACCAAAGGCAGAACCAGAACCAAAGGCAGACCCAGAGCCAAAGGCAGACGCAGAGCCAAAGGCAGACCCAGAGCCGAAAGCAGAGCAAGAACCCAAGGCUGAACCAGGGGCAGAACCUGAGUCAAAGGCAGAACCAGAACCCAAGGCUGAACCAGGGGCAGAACCAGAGUCAAAGGCAGAACCAGAACCCAAGGCUGAACCAGAGUCAAAGCCAGAUCCAGAACACAAGGCAGAACAAGAGUCAAAGGCAGAACCAGAAGCCAAGGCAGAACAUGAGUCAAAAGCUGAACCCAAACCGGAGGCAGAACCAAAACCGGAGGCAAAACCAGAGCCAGAGCCAAAAGAUGAAUCCAAGGCAAAGCAUGAUGAAUCCACGACAGAAAGUGUGCCAGAGAAGAGACAAACAAUGGAGACAGAACCAGAACAAGAGCCAGAAACUGAAACUGAAGCAGAGCCAAACGCCGAACCGAAACCAAAUCCAAAAGCAGAACCGGAAGCAGAGCCAAAAUCUGAAUCUGAGCCAGAGCCAGAAGGUGAGGCAAAGGCAGAACCAGAGCCAACCACAACAGAGGCUGAAUCUGAGGUUACCACCCAGACAAUGUUACCAAGUGAACCCCAGGCCCAGACAGCAGAGGAGCCCAAGGCAGCGACGGAAUCCACAACAGACACGGAGGCGAAGACAGGAUCAAGUGAACCUAUCUCGGCGAGCGAAUCUGUUACUCAUACUGAAGUAGCGGCUCCGUCUGAACAAAAACCUGAGGACUCCGCGCAGGACCAUCACGCCGAAGAAUCUGGCGCAGAGGAAAGCGAGAUAAAGACGGAACCUGAAGUUGAACAUGAAAGUGAAUUUACUGCGGCCAAAACCGAGCCAACCACGGCCACCGAAGCGCCCAGCAACACGGAGAAUAAAACCGAAGGCGUGGCAGAAGCUGAAGCACCCGACUCCGCCACUGAAACGGAAACUGAACCUUCAAAACACGAACCCGAAAACGAAACUAACUCCGAAACCACGAACAAGUCGACCACCGAAGAUAACGAAGACGCCAGUGCAAAAAGUAAGGGAAGGAACGACUUAGCAGAGCCGAGCAAAGAUGAAAUUAGUGAAACCGAAACCUCAACCGGGGAAAUUGAUGAACAGGUGGGAAGCGAAAGUGAACUGCACGAGACACGCAUCCCACACGACCACGAGGGGGAAAGCCACACGACAGAAGAAGGAACCCACGAAGAUGCCAACUUGGAAGCCAUCCUCGCCAUGGAGCGGGCCCAUAACGCAACAAUGGAGCAGGAGACAACAGAGCACCAGGAGCCACCGACCACAGACACGCCACUCACAAGCAUUUCAAGCGACUUCAAGAAUAACGUCUACUUGAGGAGCGACAUGCCUGGCGAGGACGAUGUGAAAGAACCAAGUGACAAUGAGGAAGAGAACGCCCAUGAGAACGACUCCUUGGCUUCAGACUCACACAAGACGCAUGAAAAAGCUGAAAACACGACGGAGAAGUUGACUUAUCCUGACAGUGAGAAACCCUGCGACUGUAAGGAGUCUCCGGAGAUGAAGGCUGCUCUGGACAAACUGGAUGAGCUAAAACGAAAACAAGCUGCAUGGGACCAGCAACUCAAACCUGAGAAGACUUCCACACCUGUAAAACCCGACACCCAGCAGGUUUCUGGAAGUCUGGUGGUGGGGGGAGGAAGCAAUAUGGAGAUUGUGGUGGUGGAAGGGGUGGUUCACGGUGACGGAAACCAACCAGUCAUGAGCGAAUCACUGGUGAUGGCUGACUCACGACUAGAAGUAAACACGGGAAAGACAGAUGACAAGGAUAAUUCUGAAUUUGAGGCUGGUGACAAACAAUCAAGAUUACCGGCAACAAUAACAACAGCAACAAUGUCAGAGGAGGAAAGCGAUGCAGCAAGCCAGUCUUCGGAGGAGUCCGAUGAAUGUAAGGAGCACGGGAACCACGUGACGGAGGUUCCACACACAGACCACCUGACUGUCAAGCCCACCCAUGACUCGUCUGAGGAGGAAACACACCCGGAACACGACGAACACACAAGUAAUGAAAGUGAAUCAACAUCAGAGUCAACGGUAAAGGCAACAGCAGAAACACACCACAGCCAUUCCCACGACAAAGUGUCAACGGAAGAUACGAGUGGAGAAGAGCAGGACGAAACUCAUGAUAAGGAUGCAUCAGAUACAGAAAAGGACACGAAACAUGGGGAGGAGGAUGACAAACACAUGCCUGAGGAUUCCACGGAGUCUCCCCCGCCAGCAGAUGAAAAGAAAGUACAUAAGCCGCAAAAGGACAAGUCAAAAACAAAAACUGAAGAUGAGGAUGAAGCUGGGGCGGACGAAGAGACUAAGCAUACAGAGGAAACGUCCACGACUGAAGAUCACGAAACUGAGUCCGCGGAUACAGUCCCAGUGGCAGACGAAGAGGUCAAUGUGCAUCACGAGUCCGAGGUGAAGCAGGUCCCGAGUGUCUCAGGCGAUGGGGAGCUCGACAUCGAGGCCACAAUUGCAAUGACUGGGAAGAAACCCGACAUCAAAAUCAAAACAAUGGAAAAUAUGAAACUAGACCCCAGUGCUACAUCGGCGCCAGUGCCUUCGAAAAAUAAGGAAACAAAACAAGAUGAAAAGACAACUAAGCAGAAAGUGGAUACGAAAGAAGAACAUAAAACUGAUCAGGAGAAAUCCCAUUCGACACACAAUGAGGAACCUGAAUCUGACUCACACGCAGAAUCUGAACCUGAAACGGAGACCACCACAACCGCACCCAAGGACCACAACUCCCACCAUGUGACUCACGAAAAUUACCACAUUGAAGAACCAACGGCAACUCAUGAGGAACCAGAACAAAACGAGAGGAUAGAAGAAGCACACGAGACCGAGGCCCACGAUGAACACGAGAUUAUGCAUAAAGAUGGUUCGGAUCAUGUAGAAACUGUAGUGGAAGACCCUGCUGACCACCACGAAGACGAAAAUGAUGAAGUCACGUCACAGCCCCUUAGUAACCAGGAGACAGCAGAGGUGAUGACCCUGAGAGACCUCGUUAUGACCACAAUGGCCGGCAUCCUCCCCGAAGGACCGGUCACCCUCCAGCCACCAACGGACACGAAGGCAGCGUCGACGGAGGGUGUGAUGGAGGAGCCCACCACGACGAUGAAGGACACGACGCCGGAGGAAAAGACGCAGACGAUGAAGACCAACGUCGUAAAACUGAACGUGCACGAGCCUGGGCAGGAAGCGGACGAGGACGCUGGCACCACCCCGAGCCACUGACGCCAGUAACUCACGUCCCAGCGCCAAAGACGUAUUUCCUCGACUUGUUUUGAGGGCGAGGAAGGAAGGGGAGAGAGGUUGUUUCUAGAGAGUAUAUUUCCGACGUAGAUAUUUAGCUCAAUUUCUGUAACUAUAUUCAGUUCUCAAUGGAAUGUAUCUGGUAACAGUGCAUGUAUUGUGGAGUAUCUGUUAAACUAUUUAGCUCAGUUACCAGGGCCGCUCCCUCCCGGUGACGCCGACCAACCCACCAACCCAUCAACCUACACCACUCCGAACACUAGGCGAGACGGAAUCCACCACACCAACACACACAGCACAACAGGACUCUAAAGAAGGGCACCCACACUCACCCACCCGCCAAGACCCACUCACCCACCUACCUACACCCACCAAGACCUACUCCCCACCCACCCACCCACCCCCCAACACACACACCAAGAACCAGGAUGUAUACGUAAAAGCAGCAUAACCAGAACACUAUAUAUAUUUUUUCGCUAUUUGUUUUCUGUACAUAAGUUUUCUGCCACAGCUACGUACGGACACAACAGAUGUAAAACGCAAACCCGACACCACAAAACUCCUAAAUCGAGGCCCUAUAACGUAGCCGUUUUAAGAUCCUAUUUAUGUAUACAGUUUUAUAAUAAAAAUACUAUUAUCGGA
Eriocheir sinensis (Chinese mitten crab) is the source of this 5061-nucleotide messenger RNA. RefSeq names its product serine-aspartate repeat-containing protein I-like. Bases 637 to 4401 code for a protein of 1254 amino acids. The transcript has 2 exons. The record is from RefSeq and is a predicted model, not a curated record. NCBI's taxonomy places the organism in Eukaryota, Metazoa, Arthropoda, Malacostraca, Decapoda, Varunidae.